UCGGUCAUAAUUCACAUUUUUUUUAAAGUUACUCAUACAAAUAUUAACCAUUAUAUCACAUCACGCUCAUUAUAUGAAUUUGAUGUGACAUGACAUGGCAUGAUCUGAUCUUGGUUUCAACAUUCUUUCAUCUUUUAUCUUUCUUUGGUUGCUCCUCAAAUCUUUGGGCCAUUUGAUCUUGUUUCUAUCAAAUUUGAGUGGCUGUUGAGUUUUUGCAGUUGUAUAGCUUCAGUGGGUUCAGUUGGGGUUGAUUAGAUUUGCCAAGUUUGGUUAUUUUAUGAUCUGGUAAAUUAAAGCCUUGGUUUGUGAUUUUUGAGAGAUGGGGAGUCAGUGCACUAAGCUUACACGUUGUUGCGUAGAUUCACAGUUCAAGGCAGCUGUUGUUGAAGUUCCUGAUGUUGGAAAUGAAGAUAAGAGUGAGGUUAAUGACUUGCCUACAUUCCGCGAAUUCACACUUGAGCAGCUGAAAAAUGCAACAUCUGGUUUUGCAGUACAAAAUAUUGUGUCUGAGCAUGGGGAGAAGGCUCCCAAUGUUGUUUAUAAAGGGAAGCUUGAAAAUCAGAGGAGGAUUGCUGUUAAGCGAUUCAAUAAAAUGGCCUGGCCUGAUGCUCGACAAUUUUUGGAGGAAGCGAGAUCUGUUGGCCAGCUACGGAGUCAUAGAUUGGUAAAUUUGCUUGGUUUCUGUUGUGAAGGUGAUGAAAGGGUGCUUGUGGCAGAAUUUAUGCUCAAUGAGACACUUGCAAAACACCUUUUCCAUUGGGAAACUCAACCUAUAAAAUGGCCGAUGAGAUUAAGAGUUGUUCUACAUCUUGCAGAAGCUUUAGAAUACUGCACAAGUAAAGGGCGUGCCCUUUACCAUGACCUUAAUGCCUAUAGAAUUUUGUUUGAUGAGGAUGGUAAUCCAAAACUUUCCAGCUUUGGCCUCAUGAAAAACAGCAGGGAUGGAAAAAGUUAUAGUACGAAUCUGGCUUUUACUCCUCCUGAGUAUUUGAGAACUGGGAGAGUAACACCAGAGAGUGUAAUAUAUAGUUUUGGCACUCUUUUGCUUGACCUUCUCAGUGGAAAGCAUAUCCCCCCAAGUCAUGCCCUUGACUUGAUACGGGAUAGAAAUCUUCAGAUGUUGACAGAUUCUUGUUUGGAAGGACAGUUUUCCAGUGAUGAUGGGACUGAGUUAGUACGCCUGGCUUCUCGAUGUUUACAGUAUGAACUCCGAGAGCGGCCAAGUCUGAAAUCCUUAGUCGCUGCUUUGACUCCUCUUCAGAAGGAAAAUGAUGUUCCUUCUCAUAUCUUGAUGGGUAUCCCACAUGGUGCUUCAUCCUCUCCUUUGUCACCAUUUGGCGAGGCUUGCUCUAGAAGGGACCUGACAGCCAUAAAUGAGAUCUUAGACAAUAUUGGCUAUAAAGAUGAUCAAGGAGUGGCAAAUGAGCUCUCAUUCCAAAUGUGGACAGAUGAGAUGCAGGAGACUUUAAAUACAAAGAAAAAGGGUGAUUCUGCUUUCAAGCAGAAAGACUAUAGAAUUGCAAUUGAGUGUUACACUCAGUUCAUUGAUGUGGGAACCAUGGUUUCCCCAACUGUUUUUGCCCGGCGGAGUCUGUCCUAUCUCAUGAGUGACCUGCCUCAGGAAGCUCUAAGUGAUGCAAUGCAAGCCCAAGUCAUUUCCCCUGUAUGGCACGUGGCAUCGUAUCUUCAGGCUGUUGCCCUUGCUACACUUGGAAUGGAAAAUGAAGCACAUGCUGCGCUCAAGGAGGGUACAAAUCUUGAAGCUGAGAAAAAUGCAAACUCUGGACAAAAGUGAGACGUAACAUGCUUUCUGGUGGUUGAUGAAUCUCCUCAAUCCUAUCUUUUUGUGGUUUUAUAUUUCUGAAGAUAACCAUGUGGCACCUAUUGUGGGAUCUUCACUUCCAUGGACAUCAGGGUAGUGAAAGCUUCACUCAACUCCUUCUGUGAAGAAAGCAAUUCUUCUUGCUGAUGAUUUUUUAUGAUGAUAUCUUGGAGUUGAGGUGUCUCAAUAUAUGGUUUUUUUUGGUGGGCUUUGGCAUUUCUUUCAUGUAGGUAUGCAAGUUCAUUCAUUCUUUGUGUGGUUUGCUCCAUUAUGCAUGUAUUGAUUCCAAAAUUUUUUCCUGCUACUUUCAUUAUAAACUAGAAUUUUUUUUUUUAAAAGGAAGUUGAUGAGACAGUGGAAAAACAUCUCUAACAAUGUAAUUCAUGUAAAAGAUACAUCCAGUCCCUAGCUAUUUCUUGCUAAAUGAUGUUGAUUGUUUUAGGCAUUGAACUUAGUUUGCUGUCAUUAGCAGGGAUGUCAAUGGAUAUCUAUUUAGUCGGAUUUUUCUA
Molecule: messenger RNA, 2331 nt
Organism: Populus trichocarpa (black cottonwood)
Lineage: Eukaryota; Viridiplantae; Streptophyta; Magnoliopsida; Malpighiales; Salicaceae
Product: serine/threonine-protein kinase BSK3
Exons: 10
Coding region: 320-1795 (491 amino acids)
Biological process (GO): brassinosteroid mediated signaling pathway; protein phosphorylation
Molecular function (GO): protein kinase activity; ATP binding; protein binding
Source: RefSeq, a predicted model, not a curated record